Messenger RNA from Culex quinquefasciatus (southern house mosquito), 3617 nucleotides. RefSeq lists its product as uncharacterized. Gene Ontology annotation, biological process: multicellular organism development; proteasome-mediated ubiquitin-dependent protein catabolic process. Gene Ontology annotation, molecular function: ubiquitin protein ligase activity; ubiquitin conjugating enzyme binding. The record is from RefSeq and is a predicted model, not a curated record. Lineage: Eukaryota; Metazoa; Arthropoda; Insecta; Diptera; Culicidae. Gene Ontology annotation, cellular component: cytoplasm.
AAGAUGAAUUUAUUUUUAUGAAAAAAAAAAUAUAUGAUCGUACUUUGUACAUGUCAAAUUACUGACGACAGUGCAAGUUAAUGACCGAAAUGGCGAUUUUAAUUGCAACAAUUUCCCUUCCACUGCAAAAAAGCAAAACAAAGAACAAACCCGCCAUUAAUAAACCCGAUUGUCCGUUCAUAAUAGCCACCGCACAGUACGGGGAACGAUGGUCCAAAUUGCGCCAGUUAUUAUCUAAUACGUGUAUGUCAUUAUACCUUGCACAGGGGGGCUCUUUAGCGCGGUGUGUCCAUUUCAGAAGCCCCGGCCACCAAGUUGAAAAUCCAACAACGAUUAGUAGAGUCUUUAGUCCACACUUGGGAACAGCCUUAAACGAUUGGGUUUGCGAAGAAGAGACGAAAAUUAAACAAAAGAAGUCAAGAAGUAAUGGAAAUAAUUUCAAUUUUUGAACUAUUUUUAGUCCGAUUUGCAUGCAUCCCUUAAAAGUGGACAUUGUGAAACUUGAAAUAUGGGCUCAAAUCUCUACAAUUUUUCAUCUUACGUAGAGUGACUGUACUCCCACUAUGGUUGAACGCUUUUUUGUUGCCGUUUUGUUUUCUUGAAUCGGUCCUUUGUUCUGUAAUGCUGCAUUUGUGGAUUUUUGCAAGCUUUCGAACAAAGUUUGUGUCUUUCCUGGUUGGUAACCCUUGGUUGUAUAUUUGAACUUUUUAUUUUAAAUUUAUAUCAAAAUCAGAUUUUUAUUCGUUUUUGAAUUUGUGCGUUUCUGUCUUACAUUGAAAGAUAUAUUUUUUGGAUGUUAUUAUUUAAGGGUUGCUCAGCACGGGAAUUACUUUUUUGAUGGGGGCGUUGUUGCGGUUGUCCUUGGCGACUAAGUACCAUCGAAGUGCAUUAUCACUUGUUGAACCUUUUGUUUCUGUACAAACUACUGGAAAGGACAAUAAACCCGUAGGAGUUGAUAUUAAAAAUAAAUCACUUAUUUUCUGUUUGAUGCAUUAUUUUUAGAAUGAUAUUACACUCAACCCCAGUGGUUGGUCACUUUUCGUUUGACACUUUUAGUUUGUACCUCGUUGGUUUGACAAAGUCAAACUAAAAAGUGACGAAAUGUCACUUUUACACGGCGCGCACGCACGCUACCAAAACAAACGUUUGGUAGUAUGUGUGAACUCCUUGUAAAAGGGGUUUCAAACUAAAAGUGACCCCGUUCGUUUGACAACAGUUGGUGUCAAACCAUCGGGGUUUGAGUGUAUUGUAGUUGUUUUUUUCUAUUUUAGGUAAUCAUUUAUAUUUUUAACAAAUUUACAAAAUCACAACAAAAGUGCAUACUAAUUGGUGGGAAAGUUUGCAAAGUGUUUUGUUCAAAAACCAAAAGCCCACCAAAUCGCUCUGUCACGCACGUGGCUGCGUUUCGGUUACGUGACAUAUCGUCGCGGACGUGUGUGACACAGAUUUCAAAAAACAUUACACACGCAAACUUUCGGGUUGGCGCGAGAACGGAAUUUGCUUGAUGCUGCCCCUUUCAGAUCAGCGGGAACGGGUCGUACGUGGUGGGUGUCAUAAUUCCGCGUUUUGAUUGUUGUAAAACGUGAGACUCAUUCGUUUCGUUUGAUAUCAUUGUUGGCUCGUGAAUAUGGUUUUUUGGUACUGUUAAUGGGAAUUUAAUGUGGGUGCUUGACACUUUUGCAUUAACUUGGUGGGGAGUUUUCAGCAGAUAACAAAUGAGCUAUUCUCUCAAAAAAAAAUCUGUUGCUUUUUUUUGCGGAAACUUUGUGAAGCCAUUUUUUAGAACUUCCAUACAAAUCUCCAUACAAUUUUGACAGCAAUCAUACAAAAAAAAUAGAGAAAGAUUCAAAAUCUGGCAACCAUGGCCGUUACUGACAAUGACCUUAAACAAUCUUAAAUGAAUCGUUUUCAUCACAGAAACAUUUCCCAUACUUUUCCCCACUCAGUUUGACCGACUUUCCCCAACUGACAGAAUCGGCUAACGAACUAAACCAAACCUCAGACCAUAACCUCUCUUCGCGCAGAAAAGUGAAAAACAAGAAAGUGCGGCAUCUUGAAAGAAGCAAAAAACGCGAAGUAAAAUGCGUGGGAAAUGGAAGCCAAGUGUGUGAAAACCAGAGCACCGUGAACUUUGGCUCAGAAAAUCCGAGUGCCGACAGUUAUCAUAAACAUAGUUUAAGAUAGGAAGAAAAGAAAAAUGGAGCAAGUGAAAGCUCGCACGGUUGGCAGCACUGCCGCGCUAACGGAGAAGGUCGCCAACGUGGAUCGGGGAGAAGUUGCUGCAGUAGCGGAUAUUGAGGAGGAUGAUCGUCUUUUGCGGAGUGUGUUCAUUCCGGCGGAAGCCGGGGGCAGUCUGGGACUGCACCUGAGUCGAACUCCGUGGGAUCCGUACCCGUGGGUUUCCGGCGUACUUCCGGGAUCGUGCGCGGAGAAGGCUGGCGUGCGGAUUGGAGACUGUGUGCUGGAGGCCAACGGCGAAGACCUGCUCGGUCUCAAGAUCAUUGAGAUUGCCAAACGAGCCUUAGAUCGCUCGACAAAGCCCGGCGUCAGUUUGCUGCUGUGGAACUCGGGAUUCGAGAAGAAUAACCUCAACCCCCAGUCGCUGUCACGGUUCGCGAGCUGUCUCCAGGGCAUUGCCGGGCUGCUCGAGUGCCCCGUUUGUUUGGAGGUGAUUCGGCCGCCGUCCUGGCAGUGCUACCACGGCCACCUGAUCUGUUCCGGGUGCCGGUCCCGCAGCAGCAAGUGCCCAAUUUGCCGCGUUUUGCUGGGCCGGGGGCGGUGCAUCGUGGCGGACAAGCUUUUCAACUUUCUCGUCCAGACGCUGGGGCAGCACGAUGCUGACAAGCAUCCUCCUGGACCCAACCCAUCAGCCAACACUCCGUCCUCCGGCGAUCCAAAGUCAUCUAAUGGCCAGCAAAUUAACGCACCACUUUGGCGCCGCCCAACGUGGUCCAUCCAGCAGCCCCUUCACCGCCGACUGCAUCGACACUACAAACAGUCGUUGAAAUUAAAAGCAAAUAGCUCCACCCCACCAACGCCGCCCGGAGUGGCCACCGUAAAAAUGGCCACCCUCUACUGCUGUCCGUCCGGUCAACCGUGUGACAAGAUGAAAAAUCAACACGACAUAUUAAUUCAUUUGCAAAAGUCACAUCAAACGAGUGUCGUCCAGUAUUACGUGGCCCCCGGGGAACCGGUCCGGGUCCAUCUGGCCGCCGAGAAGGCCUCGUGCGUGACGUGCGUGCUGGUGCGGGGCGAUGACGAGAAUAAUAACAAUCACGCGCUGUCCCAGAGCUGCCCCAGGACGAAUCGCGCUAAUUGCCGAUUCCAGGAGCUGUUCUUUGUGGCCAAGUUUCGGUGCAUGGAAUCGGCCGGACAGGCGCUGUACUGGCUGUGGCAUCUCGGGGCGCAGGAGGAAGCGGGAAGGUACCGGGUUACACUGGCUGAGGAAGGGGGAGCUGCGGGGAGCAGUUGGACCGGAAGUCCCGUUUCGUUGAGGCAGAACUGCAAAGAUGUGCUGAAGUCGAAACAGUUUUUUAAGAUGGAUUAUGGGGCGCAGGGAAUGAUGGUUACAAUUGAAGAGUAGUAGACAAAUUAGCGAAUUUAUUUAGUUAAUAAUA